Cryphonectria parasitica EP155 is the source of this 687-nucleotide messenger RNA. RefSeq lists its product as uncharacterized. The record is from RefSeq and is a predicted model, not a curated record. The coding region runs from base 65 to 238 and encodes 57 amino acids. The transcript has a single exon. NCBI's taxonomy places the organism in Eukaryota, Fungi, Ascomycota, Sordariomycetes, Diaporthales, Cryphonectriaceae.
AGGGGGGCCCAGGGUACCCUUCUCGGAUUUCCUCCACUAAGGGCUCGUCGAGAGGGAGAAAGAGAUGGGAACAGAGAGAGGAGGGCUAGGCGCUCUUCUCUGCCUCGCCGUCAAGGUGGCAGCGAGUCGUCCCCAAGCUCCAGGCCAAAUUGUGCCGUGGCUGCCGCUCGUCCUCCUCCAUCCCGUCUUCCCCCCGGGCGCAGCAUCCGAGAGCUCUGGCCCAAAUGUGCACACGUGAGGACGCAAGGAAGGUAGGUGGUGAGUGCGCAGCAGUGGUGACAUAGUGAGGCGGCAUGCACAGCAACCUCGGUGGCCGACGGUAUUGAUUGGACUGCUGAUGGGUGGAAGAAAACGGGGACAGCGAAGGCAGCGACGGAGCCAUGAGGCCAAUAAGCCCGCAAUUCCUCCACAUGAGAUCCGAUAGAAAUUAGCUUUGACCGAGAUAUCGGCAUAACACCUAUGAGGGAGCUUCUCAUUCUCGGCGAGGAUGACCCGGGAACGACGAGGAGACGACACAGGCUGGAGACGUCUGGUUGGCUGAAUUAUGUUCGAUGCUAAGUCAAUAUAGCCACACAGGCCAUUCUAGACUGUUCCGACCCCUGGGGAGGAAAGAAAGGGAGGAGAGAAGAGAGAAAAAAAAGCCGCAGCACGAUGCGCAGGUGGAAUCCUAUGCGAUAGUCGUGAGAG